AUGGGUUCGGUGGGCGAUGGCGUUGAAGAGAAAGGAGUGGAGACGGUUGUGGUAGGGACGUAUGUGGAGAUGGAGAGCGACGAGAAACCCAGCACCGUCAAGUCCAAGCUCUCCAUGUUCCUCUGGCAUGGAGGAUCCACCUACGACGCAUGGUUCAGCUGUGCCUCGAACCAGGCGAGCUCCCUCUCUUCCAUCUCUCCCCUUCCCUACUCUUCAUCUUCUACCUUUGGCUUCUUCUCUCUUACUCUCGCCCGAUGUCCACGGCCUCCUCCAGGUUGCUCAAGUGCUGCUGACGCUACCCUACUCCUUCUCGCAACUGGGGAUGCUUAGUGGGAUUAUCUUCCAGCUGUUAUAUGGAUUGCUGGGGAGCUGGACGGCGUACCUCAUCAGCAUCCUGUACAUUGAGUACAGAACCAGGAAAGAGAGAGAGAAGGCCGACUUCAGAAACCACGUCAUUCAGGUGAACCUCUUCUCCCCCUUCCCCCGCUCUCCGCCGGCAACACCCUCCGCCAAGCUCUCACCACUGUCCCCUCCCCUUCUUAAAUCUUCAGUGGUUCGAGGUCCUGGAUGGGCUCCUUGGGAAGCACUGGAGGAACCUGGGAUUAGCCUUCAACUGCACCUUCCUCCUCUUCGGCUCUGUGAUUCAGCUCAUCGCCUGCGCGAGGUAUGUGGCAUGCUCACCACAAAGAACGAGUCUUUCUUCCAUGGGUCGUCUUCUUCCUCUCUGAUGAGGACCAUGGCGGUCUCUCUGAGUUGCAGUAACAUCUACUACAUCAAUGAUAAGCUCGACAAGAGGACAUGGACCUACAUCUUCGGGGCAUGCUGCGCCACCACGGUCUUCAUUCCCUCCUUCCGCAACUACAGGAUCUGGUCGUUCCUGGGCCUGCUGAUGACCACCUACACAUCCUGGUAUCUCACCAUCGCCUCCCUUCUCCACGGCCAGGUACUCACAGAGAUCACCCAUAAGCCACCCGAUUUCCGCUGCUUUCCUGUUCUUCGUUGCCGGCCGACUGACAUCGUGACCUAAAAAAAUAUGACGGCGGACAGGUGGAGGGGGUAAAGCAUUCGGGGCCGACCAAGCUGGUUCUUUACUUCACGGGGGCGACGAACAUUCUCUACACAUUCGGCGGCCACGCUGUUACAGUGUAAGCAGACAACGCCCGUCUAGGGUGUCUCGAUCCCGCGUCCCCUCUGUCUAACGUCUCCUUCGUCUUAGUCAUCUCGGAAACAACGAGGCGUGCCUGGUUCUUCGAUGUUUUCGUCUUUCCGUAAUCACUCAUUCAACUUACUUUAGUGCAUUGCAGAAGAAGAAAGGAAACGUCUUUUUCUAGUUUUUAAUGUAAAGAUGCUCAUAAAUGUCAUUCGCUUUUCAUCUCUCCCGUUCUGUAAUACUCGUGCUCUGAGACAGAGAGAGAGAGAGAGAGAGAGAGAGAGAAUCCUAUUAGAUGAAGCGACAGACCAGCAUCUGCUGCUAGUGUUUUGGCCCUUCGUCUCCCCUAAAUGCGAAGAGAAACCGAGACGGGAGGAACAUAGUCAAAGGAGAAUCUCCCGAUACUUCGUCGUAUACUUCAGGUUUUUAAUGACCAGAGUGGGCAAGCCUAUGCAAACACUGGAUUCUGCGUACAGACAAACAGGCGGAGGGGGAGAUGGCCCACACGCUGUCGGCUGCCUCCUCCUUCCUUCUCGUCUUUUUUUCUUUGCAGAGAGUAGGGGGUCAGAGAAAGAAGCCGCAGUGUUGUACAGUGAGAUCUAACGAACGCGUAAUGGUGUUCGCAGGGAGAUCAUGCACGCUAUGUGGAAGCCGCAGAAGUUCAAAGCCAUCUACCUGCUGGCGACGGCGUACGUCCUCACGCUCACGCUGCCGUCGGCGGUGUCCGUCUACUGGGCCUUCGGCGACGCUCUCCUCAACCACUCCAACGCCUUCGCCCUCCUCCCCAAAUCCUCCUUCCGCGACGCUGCUGUCAUCCUUAUGCUCAUCCACCAGGUAGCACCGUCGAGAUCGAAGCCCUCGGCUGUUCUGUGUCUGUCGUAGGGAAAUUCUGACGGAGUUCUCGUCUUUUGAUCUUCCUCGGAGCAGCUCAUCACAUUCGGGUUCGCCUGCACGCCCCUCUACUUCGUGUGGGAGAAGGCCAUCGGGCUGCACGAAUGCCGGAGCAUGGUCAAGCGCGCCGCCGCACGCCUCCCCGUGGUGGUCCCCAUCUGGUUUCUGGCCAUCAUCUUCCCCUUCUUCGGCCCCAUCAACUCUGCCGUCGGCUCCCUCCUCGUCAGCUUCACCGUCUACAUCAUCCCCGCCGUCGCCCACAUGGUCACCUUCCGCUCCGCCGCCGCCCGCGAGGUACGUUCAUCGCUGGGCUUCCUGACCUUGCCGCGAAGGUUCGAUUGCUAAUGCCCCCGCCGGUGGCGCAGAAUGCGGUGGAGGCACCGCCGAGGUUCUUGGGGAGGUGGGCCGGAGCCUACACCAUCAACGCCUUCGUCGUGAUCUGGGUGCUGAUAGUCGGCUUCGGCUUCGGCGGAUGGGCCAGCAUCACCAACUUCGUGCGGCAGGUCGACAACUUCGGGCUCUUCGCCAAGUGCUACCAGUGCCCGCCGCCGGCCAUCCCGCCGGUGCCAGGUCUCCCGAUCCCCACCUUCCUCCCCAACGCCACCGCGCCCACCAUCGCGCCCUCUCCUUCUCCUUCCCUCGGUCUCCGCCACCACCACCAUCACCACCACCAUAGCCCCUGA
This is a messenger RNA of Spirodela intermedia, 2724 nucleotides long. Lineage: Eukaryota; Viridiplantae; Streptophyta; Magnoliopsida; Alismatales; Araceae. The record is from the annotation of a GenBank genome assembly.